Messenger RNA from Oncorhynchus nerka (sockeye salmon), 9447 nucleotides. Its product is annotated as stromal interaction molecule 1-like. The coding region runs from base 379 to 2406 and encodes 675 amino acids. Gene Ontology annotation, biological process: intracellular calcium ion homeostasis; activation of store-operated calcium channel activity; store-operated calcium entry. The transcript is spliced from 14 exons. Gene Ontology annotation, cellular component: plasma membrane; endoplasmic reticulum. The record is from RefSeq and is a predicted model, not a curated record. Gene Ontology annotation, molecular function: protein binding; calcium ion binding; calcium channel regulator activity. Lineage: Eukaryota; Metazoa; Chordata; Actinopteri; Salmoniformes; Salmonidae.
CUUCCGCGCUCCGUGUGGAGCGCACUCAGUGUACGACAGUAUAUUAUCCACAGAUCAUAUCCAGAGGACAAGUUAGAGAUGAUAUAAAACUGUAUUCUGGUGAGAGGGGAAUGAGCUGUUCGAAGUAAACUGAUCUCGAUUAGGUAUAGUUUAGUCUACCCCAUACAGUGCAGUGCCUACUCUCCGCGCGAAGACAGGGGCGACAUCAGACAUCGCACUCCGAGUGGACCUAUAUUAAAACUGAUUUCAAAUGGACUACACAAAAGGACUGGACAAUAUCUAGUCACAGUACACAGAAACUCCAGAGGACUUUACUGUGUUGGGGAUCGUAAGACAGCAGCUGCAUACCUCAUAGGAUAUCCCAAGUUGUAAAGGAGGAUGGGGUGUGUGUGGCUGGUGAUGGUGUAUGUGGUGUGUGUGUGCCUUUGGGGUCAGAGCGAGUCGGACAGGACCAACCAGGCCUCUCCCAUCCAUCUGCAGGUUGGCAAUGGAGCCUCAGAACUGUGUAUGAUAGAUGUGAUUCUGUGCCAGAAUGAGAAUGCGUUGCUGAGUUUCGAGGCGAUCCGUAGCAUCCACAAACUGAUGGAUGAUGAUGCGGAUGGAACCGUGGACAUGAGCGAGACAGAUGGGUUCCUGAGGGAGGAUCUGAAGUACCAUGACCCCAAAGGGAAACACAACAGUUUCCAUGGAGCAGACCUUCUCAUCAGUGUAGAGGACAUGUGGAACGUAUGGAGGGCCUCGGACGUGUACAACUGGACAGUGGAGGAGGUGGAGGACUGGCUCAUACACUAUGUGGAGCUCCCUCCGUAUGUGGACAUCUUCAAGAAGCACAAUCUGGACGGAAGGGCCUUACCCAGGUUGGCAGUAAAGAACAUCACUCUCACUCUGUCCAUUCUGAAGAUUAUUGACCGGAGUCACGCCCAGAAACUACAGCUGAAAGCAAUGGACACCGUGCUGUUCGGACCACCACUCAUGAGCAGACACAGCUACUUGAAGGACCUGAUGUUGGUGGUCUCCAUAGUGAUGGCGCUGGGUGGCUGCUGGUUUGCUUACAUCCAGAACCGUAGCUCCAAAGACCACCUGGGCAAGAUGAUGAGGGACCUGGAGGGCCUACAGAGAGCAGAGCAGAGCCUGCACGACCUGCAAGAGAAGUUGCAGAUCGCCCAGGAGGAGCAUCGUAGUGUGGAGGUUGAGAAGGUAACGUUGGAGCAACGUCUGAGGGACGAGAUCAACGAAGCCAAGCAAGAGGCCCAGAGACUCGGUAAGCUACGGGAGGGAACAGAGAACGAGUGGAGCAGGCAGAAAUACGCUGAGGAAGAGCUGGAUCAGGUGCGUAUGGCCCUGAAGAAGGCAGAGCGGGAGCUGGAGUCUCGGGCCUGCUGGUCUCCCCCUGAUGCCCUUAAGACCUGGCUGCAGCUGACCCAUGAGAUAGAGGUCCAGUACUACAACAUCAAGAAACAGAGCGCUGAGAAACAACUACUUCAGGCCAAAGAAGGGGCUGACAAGAUCAAGAAGAAGAGGAGCACCCUGUUUGGGACGUUCCAUGUGGCUCAUAGCUCCUCCCUGGACGACGUUGAUCACAAGAUCCUGACUGCCAAGCAGGCUCUAGGUGAGGUGACGGCUGCUCUGAGGGAGAAACUUCACCGCUGGCAGCAGUUGGAGUCUCUUACAGGCUUACCAUUGGUCAAUAACCCCGGUCUGCCCGCCCUGGCUGCUGCCCUCAACCUAGACCCCGCCUUCCUGGGCCUGCACCCGCCGACCCUGCAGCACCUAAUCCUAUCAGACGAUUUAGACGACAUGGACGAGGAUAUCCUGUCCCCAGGGACGCUGCGGUACGCGGCCUGGCAGAUGGACCGGCGAGUGAGUGACCUCUGGCCAAUGAGCGGCAUCUCCGACAGCCAAUCCCCAUGGAAGUAUUCUGCUCCCAACCUGAUGCCCCUGCGACAGCGCCCGGGAGACCCUUCACUGGCCCUGGGCUAUCAGAGGGAUCUGAACUGGUCUGACUCAGACCCCUCCCUCUUCCUGUCCCAGAGCCAAUCACAGCGCACCUCCAUAUCUAAGACCCUCCCACCAAAGCCCCUCACCCAGCAGGGCCACAGCUCCAAUGGGAGCAGGGCUCCCAUUGACAGCCCCCUGAUGAUGUCAUACGGCCUGGAGAAGAGCUCCAGUCUUGGGGAGCUCCGCGGCGGAGGAAGUCCCGCCCUCGCCCCUGCUUACUCCACACACUCCCUAUGCCCCGCCUCCUUUGACCCUGAUGCACGGUCGGGGAAGGAGGACAGCCGUAUUCCCCACAUGCAGGCAAAGAAGAGCCCCCUGGAAGAGGACAGCUGUUUCACGGGUGAAGGGAUCGACUUGAGCAACGAGCGCAAGAAACACACCUUCAAGAUAUUCAAGAAGAGGAAGUAGGCGUAAUAUCACUCUGUCCUCACAGGGAGGCACCACAGAGAAAGAGCUACACUUCCGCUGUUCACACUAUAGGCUAGCAUACCACUUAGAAUAAACCAGUGUAUUGGGCAUGCAUUCGAAGGGGUCUACAACUAGUAUGGAUAUUAGAACAUGGCUGUGGACUAAGAAUAAAUAAGUGACAUGGUCUAAAGACAUAUAAAUAAAUUACAUGAAUUAAAGAAAAAUAAAUAAGUUACAUGGACUAAAAACAAAAAAAGAAGUUACAUAGACUAAAGAAAAAUAAAUAAGUUACAUGGACUAAAGAAGACCUAGAUAAAUGGCAUUUACAUCGAUGCGAUUCUCGUCUAAUGCCUUAUCGGAGGUGUCUCUCUCUGGACAUACCAGUUCAACUCCCACUCUUUUCUAAUAGCUCUUUGCUUUUUAUACAGCGUUACAGAGUAGGCCAAGCCUUGAAGAAAUGUUUAAAGCUUUAAAUGUGAAUGCAGCAAUAGUUAAAGAUAUUAUUUAUAAAGUUGUUUGUGACCAUACAGGCCAGCAAGGUUUUAUUUGAUAUUAUUUUUGUAAUUUCUAAUUUUAAGGGUACUUAAGUGUUUUUAUUUUUUUUAUUUUAUGUUUUGAAGGGGGUUUGGUACUUUACUUUUCCAGAGGCUGUGGGUACAGAUAGAUUUGGGGAGUUGAUUCCAGUCAAAAGUUUUGGCACACCUACUCAUUCAAGCGUUUUUCUUUAUUUUUACUGCUUUCUACAUUGUAGAAUAAUAGUGAAGAAACCUAUGAUAUUACACAAAAAAAAGUGUUAAACAGUUCUAAAUAUAUUUUAUAUUUGAGAUUCUUCCAAGUAACCACCCUUUGCCAUGAUGACAGCUUUGCACACUCUUGGCAUUCUCUCAACCAGCUUCAUGAGGUAGUCACCUGGAAUGCCUUUCAAUUAACAGGUGUGCCUUGUUAAAAGUUCAUUUGUGGAAUUUCUUUCCUUAAUGUGUUCGUGCCAAUCGGUUGUGUUGUGACAAGGUAGGGGUGGUAUACAGAAGAUAGCCCUAUUUGGUAAAAGACCAAGUCCAUAUUAUGGCAAAACAGCUCCAAUAAGCAAAGAGAAACGACAGUACAUCAUAACUUUAAAACAUGAAGGUCAGUCAAUCCGGAAAAUGUCAAAACUUUGACAUUUUCCUCAAGUACAGUCGCAAAAACUAUCAAGCACUAUGAUGAAACUGGCUCUCAUGAGGACCACCACAGUAAAGAAAGACCCAGAGUUACCUCUGCUGCAGAGGAUAAAUUCAUUAAGAGUUACCAGCCUCAGAAAUUGCAGCCCAAAUAAAUGCUUCAUAGACACAUCUCAACAUCUAUUGUUCAGAGAAGACUGCGUGAAUCAGGUCUUCAUGGUCGAAUUCCUGCAAAGAACUAAAGGACACCAAUAAGAAGAAGAGACUUGCUUGGGCCAAGAAACACGAGCAAUGGACAUUAGACUGGUGUAAAUCUGUCCUUUGGUCUGAUGAUUUUUGUUUCCAAACGCUGUGUCUUUGUGAGACACAGAGUAGGUGAACCGAUGACCUCUGCAUGUGUGGUUCCCACCGUGAAACAUGGAGGAGGAGGUGUGAUGGUGCUUUGCUGGUGACACUGUCAGUGAUUAAUUUAGAAUUCAAGGCACACUUAACCAGCAUGGCUACCACAGCAUUCUGCAGCGAUACGCUAUCCCAUCUGGUUUGUGCUUAGUGGGACUAUCAUUUGUUUUUCUACAGGACAGUGACCCAAAACCCCUCCAGGCUGUGUAAGGGCUAUUUGACCAAGAAGGAGAGUGAUGGAGUGCUGCAUCAGAUGACCUUGCCUCCACAAUCACCCGACCUCAACCCAAUUGUGAUGGUUUGGGAUGAGCUGGACUGCAGAGUGAAGGAAAAGCAGCCAACAAGUGCUCAGCAUAUGUGGGAAUUCAUUCAAGCCUGUUGGAAAAGGAUUCCAGGUGAAGCUAGUUGAUAUAAGGCCAAGAGUUUGCAAAGCUGUCAAGGCAAAGGGUGGCUACUUAGAAAAAUUUCAAAUAUUAAAUAUAUUUUGAUUUAUUUAACACUUUUUUGGUUACUAUGAUUCCAUAUGUGUCAUUUCAUAGUUUUGAUAUCUUCACUAUUAUUCUACAAUGUAGAAAAUAGUAAAAAUUAAGAAAAAACCUUGAAUGAGUAGAUGUGUCACACAUUUUUUAAGGUGCUUUUUAGUCCAAGUUUAGGCUCAAUCCAUGUCUGGGAAACCGGCCCAAUGUAUCCUGCCAAAGAUGUACGCUACCGUUCAAAAUUUGGGGUCACUUAGAAAUGUCCUUGUUUUUGAAAGAAAAGCACAUUUUUUGUCCAUUAAAAUAACAUCAAAUUGAUCAGAAAUACAUUGUAGACAUUGUUAAUGUUGAAAAUUACUAUUGUAGCUGGAAACAGCUGAUUUUUAUGGAAUAUCUACAUAGGUGUACAGAGGCCUAUUAUCAGCAACCAUCACUCAUGUGUUCCAGUGGCACAUUGUGUUAGCUAAUCCAAGUGUAUCAUUUUAAAAGGCUAAUUGAUUAUUAGAAAAUAAUUUUGCAAUUUAUGUUAGCACAGCUGAAAACUGUUGUGCUGAUUUAAAGAAGCAAUACAACUGGUCUUCUUUAGACUAGUUGAGUAUCUGGAGCAUCAGCGUUUGUGGGUUCGAUAACAGGCUCAAAAUGGCCAGAAACAAAUAACUUUCUUCUGAAACUCGUCAGUCUAUUCUUGUUCUGAGAAAUUAAGGCUAUUCCAUGUGAGAAAUUGACAAGAAACUGAAGAUCAUGUACAACGCUGUGUACUACUCCCUUCACAGAAAAUCGCAAACUGUGUAUUACGCCCUUCACAGAAAAGUGCAACCUCUAACCAGAAUAAAAAGAGGAGUGGGAGGCCCCAGUGCACAAUAGAGCAAGAGUCCAAGUACAUUAGAGUGUUUAGUUUGAGAAACAGAUGCCUCACAAGUCCUUAACUGGCAGCUUCAUUCAAUAGUACCCCCAAAACACCAGUCUCAACGUCAACAGUAAAGCGGUGAGUCCAGGAUGCUGGCCUUCUAGGCAGAGUUCAUCUGUCCAGUGUCUGUGUUCUUUUGCCCAUCUUAAUCUUUAAUUUUUAUUGGCCAGUCUGAGAUAUGGCUUUUUCUUUGUUUUCUUUUUAUUGUCCAGUCUGAGAUAUGGCUUUUUCUUUGCAACACUGCCUAGAAGGCCAGCAUCCCGGAGUCGCUAUGCUUUCAACCAUCUAAAAGCACAACCAAAUUCAAAUGAACAAAUAAUGUCCGAUUUUUUGUUAAGUUGUCAGCGAAAUGUUUAUCACAGCGCUUUUAACCAUUUAAAUGCACAGCAGAGUUCAAAUGGGAAUGCAAUGCCAGAUAUUUGUUUAUUUAUACAACAAAUUCAUGUUUUAUCACUGUGCUUUAUCUUAUAGCAGAACCAAAUGACCUAGAUUGUAGAUGAUAUUACAUUAAAAGUACAUAGGGCAAGUGAUAGAUGCGGUUUGAGAUUCUGCACAGAUUGUUACAGCAAUUGUGAACAUCUCCACAGACCUGCGAUGACCUAUGCAUGCUAUCUUGGACAGGCACACUUGAUAUUAUUACAUAAGAAGACAUCUUUUGAGUCCUCCCGAGUUGCGCAGCCGUCUAAGGCUGCAUCGCAGGGCUAGCUGCCUCACUACAGAUCCUGGUUUGAUCCCAGGCUGCGUCGCAGCCGGCCACGACCCGGGACACCCAUGAGGCAGUGCACAAUUGGCCCAGCGCCGUCCUGGUAAGGAGAAGGUUUGUCUGGCUGGGUUGUCCUUGACCCAUUGCGCUCUAGCAACUCCUGUGGCGGUCCGGGCGCAAUACACAGUCGCCAGUCGCCAUGUCCCUGCAGCAAUGUUCCAACAUCUAGUGGAAAGCCUUCCCAGAAGAAUAAAGGCUGUUAUAGCAGCAAAGGGGGGACCAUCUCAAUAUUAAUGCCUAUGAUUUUGGAAUGAGAUGUUCGAAAAGGUGUCCACAUACUUUUGGUCAUGUAGUGUAUAAUUUGUUAACUUGUCCACAAGGAUCGGACCCUUUUUUUCAAAUUUCGCCUUUAAUGGCAUACCCAAAUCUAACUGCCUGUAGCUCAGGACCUGAAGCAAGGAUAUGCAUAUUCAUGACACCAUUUGAAAGGAAACACUUUGAUAUUUGUAGAAAUGUGAAAUGAAUGUAGGAGAAUAUAGCACAUUAGAUAAAAGAUAAUACAAAGAAAUAUCCAUGUGUGUUUUUGUAUUUGUUUUACCAUCAUCUUUGAAAUGCAAGAGAAAGGCCAUAAAUUAUUAUUCCAGCCCAGGCACAAUUUAGAUUUUGUCCACUAGAUGGCAGCAGUGUAUGUGCAAAGUUUUAGACUGAUCCAAUGAACCAUUGUAUUUUUGUUCAACUUUUCUUUUUUUAAUCAAUGUCACGCCCUGACCAUAGUAAGCUGUUUAUUCUCUGUGUUGGUUGGGGCGUGACAGUGACUUGGGUGGGUCAUCUAGGUGAAUUUGUAUGUCUAUGGUGAUAUGGUUCCCAAUUUAUCGUUGUCUCUGAUUGGGCAUCAUAUUUAGGUACCAUUUCCCCAUGGUUAUUCGUGGGCUCUUGUCUACGGAUAGUUGCCUGUGUGCACCAGUAACUUCACGUUUCGUUUGUGCUUGUUUGUUUUGUUUCGCUGAGUUUCGGUUUAUUAAAAAUAUGUGGAACUCUACUCACGCUACGCCUUGGUCUACUCAUUACGACGAGCAUGACAAUCAAGACUGCCCAAAUGUGCCUAAUUUAUUAUUAAUAAUUUUUCAAGUUCAUAACUGUGCACUCUCCUCAAACAAUAGCAUGGUAUUAUUUCACUGUAAUAGCUACUGUAAAUUGGACAGUGCAGUUAGAUUAACAAGAAUUUAAACUUUAUACCAAUAUCAGAUAUGUAUAUGUCCUGGGAAAUGUUGUUACUUUCAACCUCAUGCUAAUCGCAUUAGCCAACAUUAGCUCAACCGUCCCGAGGGGGACACACCAUACCUGUAGAAGUUAGUAGGCUAUUUAUUGUAUUUCAAAAAUAAUAUUGAAUUGUUUGGUUUUCAAUGCCACUAAAUAUCAAAACUUGAAGGAAAUGCAUCUUCUGCUUGGAUAGUUCCAUCUGUGCCACAGACUUAGUCUGGCUUUAAUUCCAGUUUGUCUACAAAUUAAUGAUUGUUAUUUGUAUUUAUUAUGGAUCCCUACUCUUCCUGGUGUCUGGCGAAAUUAAGGCAGUUAUACAAUUUUAAAAACAUUAUAAUACAUUCAUUACAGAAUUCACAACACAUAAAGUGUGUGCCCUCAAGCCCAUGCUCCACUACCACAUAUCUACAACGCAAAAUCCAUGUGUACGUGUUAUCAUGUGUGUGUAUGCAUGUGUCUGUGCCUAUGUUUGUGUUACUUCACAGUCCCCGCUGUUCCAUAAGGUGUAUUUUUACCUGCUUUUUAAAUCUGAUUCUACUACUUGCAUCAGUUACCAGUCUCUUCUGGACUUGGGGACUGUGAAGAGACCUCUGGUGGCAUGUCUUGUGGGGUAUGCAUGGGUGUCCGAGCUGUGUGCUAGUAUUUUAAACAGACAGCUCGGUGCAUUCAGCAUGUCAACACACAAGUAGUAAGGGAGUGAGUCUCUCUUCCACUUUGAGCCAUGAGAGAUUGACAUGCAUGUCAUUAAUGUUAGCUCUCCGUGUACUUUUAAGGGCCAGCCGUGCUGCCCUGUUCUGAGCUAACUUCAAUUUUCCCAAGUCCCUCUGUGGCACCUGACAACACGACUGGUGCGACAAAACCACAGAUCUGCCUUGUUGAUAGUGUUAAGAAGGCAGAACUGAGCUUUAUUAUGGACAGACUUCUCCCCAUCUUAGCUACUGUUGUAUCAAUAUGUUUUGACCAUGACCGUUUACAAUCCAGGGUUACUCCAAGCAGUUUAGUCACCUCAACUUGCUCAAUUUCCACAUUAUUCAUUACGAGAUGUAGUUGAGGUUUAGGGGGGUUUAGUGAACGAUUUGUCCCAAAUACAAUGCUUUUAUUUUUGGAAAUAUUUAGGACUAACUUAUUCCUUGCUACCCAUUCCGAAACUAACUGCAGCUCUUUGUUAAGUGUUGCAGUCAUUUCAGUCGUUGUACUAGCUGACAUGUAUAGUGUUGAGUCAUCUGCAUACAAACACACUGGCAUUACUCAAUGCCAGUGGCAUGUUGUUAUGUUGGAUUCACACCUCUAUCUCAACCAAAAAGUAAGUUAAAGAAUAGGAGUAAAUCAAGUCAAACUUGAAAUGCAAUUUAAAUCUUCCAAGCAGAAGAUACAUCUCCUUCAAAUGUUGAUAAUUGGCUGUGUUGACAACCAAACAACGCACUAAAUAUCAUGACAUUUGAAAUCAAUCAGAGCUUCAAACCUUCGGCCUUUCAUCAUUCAUUUGCUCUGUUAAACUUACCCUUUGGAAUGACUUUGAUAGCAACAGGGAUCUAUUUCAUUUUUAAGUGGAGUGUUCUACAGUCAUUGUCAUGAUAGCACAUUGAUAAUUGUCACCGAUCAAUCUCAUAGCUAAGCAGGGCUGGGCUUGGUUAAAAACCUUGAUGGGAGACUAAAGGGUAGCUGUAGAUAGAUCAAUUCUCCACUAGGAGGUGCUGCUAAGCCUACUGUUUUCUUCUGAUCGUUGAAGAUCUGACGUUGUUUUAACGGUACAAAUUCAACAGAUUUUGACAUGGUUUGUUUAUGUUGAAAUGUGGUUACUAUGAUGAGAUAAUCCUGUGGUUGAGGACAUAUUGUGAUGUCAAAUUACACUUCGCAAUACGUUGUCAAAUGACAUUGAAACAAAGUUGAUUCAACCAGUUUGUGCCCUGUAGGUUGUUUCCACCUGUAGAUAAAGAAGUGAUUUAAAGGUUUGUAACAAAUACACACACACACACACUGUUUACUCUGUUUCAGUAUAGUUAUUGUAUGCAUGUUAUUGAGUGUAUCAUGACUUGGCUUUUCAUCUAACUUCCUGUCUGGGAAUAAUCAGCACUAUGAAGACAGUUUGUUUUCCUCUUGUUUUGCAAAGCAAAUAAAUAUAAAUCUCUGAUUGUGUCA